Molecule: messenger RNA, 2045 nt
Organism: Rhineura floridana
Lineage: Eukaryota; Metazoa; Chordata; Lepidosauria; Squamata; Rhineuridae
Gene: ZCCHC4
Product: zinc finger CCHC-type containing 4
Exons: 14
Coding region: 274-1737 (487 amino acids)
Biological process (GO): rRNA methylation
Cellular component (GO): cytoplasm; nucleolus
Molecular function (GO): nucleic acid binding; rRNA (adenine-N6-)-methyltransferase activity; zinc ion binding
Source: RefSeq, a predicted model, not a curated record
GCGGGGGAAUGGCGGGCGGUUCGGAAGGUUCUGCCCUGUGAUCAGCGGAUUGCGGAAGGGGAGCGCAGGGGCCCUCUGGUAGGGCCCCACGUGGCCGCCUUUUACAGCUGGCCCUGGUUGGGAGUAGAUGAAAAAUGGAGGAAUGCUGCGGUAUCCUCCCACCUGUAAACAGUACAGGUGGGGCUGUCUGAGAAUAAUCUCUAAAUCAUUCCAGGAGCGAGGAGAGAAACUCUUUCACUAACAAGGGCAGCAUUGGCGCAUCAGUUUGGAAAGAUGGAAAGGGGUUCCCGUUCCGGCGUGGCGGUGGUGCGAGACCGAGACUCCACAAUCCCAGCUCCCCGUUGCCCUCAUGGUCCUACUCUUCUAUUUGUAAAGAUUUUUCAAGGAAAAGAAGAGGGAAGGAGAUUUUAUGCUUGUUCUGCUUGUAGAGAAAGAAAAGAUUGUAACUUUUUUCAGUGGGAAGAUGAAAAGGUAUCACAUGCUAGACUUUCAGCACGGGAAAAAUACAAUCAAAGUCAUCAACCAUUAUUCUCUCACACAGACAAUAUAGAAAGGUACAAGGAGUAUAUCAUGUUGCCACUAUCGGAAAGGAAGUUUUGUAGAGAAUGUCAGCUGCUGCUGUUGCCACUGGAGUGGGGAACACAUUUGGGCCAUCAGAUACUUAGCAAUGUCUCUGUUGCCCAGCUAAAAAGGCCUAGCCAGCUCCUCAGUCCUCUGGAGAAUAAGAAGAUGAAUGCACAAUAUCUGUUCACUGACAGAAGUUGCCAAUUCCUACUGGACCUUAUUGUUGCACUAGGAUUCAAAAGGGUGCUUUGUGUUGGCACCCCAAGGCUUCAUGAAUUAAUCAAAUUCCAAACAUCAUAUGAACGGAAGAUCUGCAUUAGGAGUCUUUUGCUAGAUAUUGAUUUCAGGUAUUCUCAGUUUUAUACAGAAGAGGACUUCUGCCACUAUAACAUGUUUAACCAUCAUUUCUUUGCUGGAGAGGCUGCUUAUGAAGUAUGUCAGAAAUUCUUGCAGCAAGAUAAAGGGAAAGAUGUCAUAAUGGUUGCUGAUCCUCCAUUUGGAGGCUUAGUUGAAGCUUUGGCUUUCAGUUUCAAAAAGCUGAUUACAAUGUGGAGACAAACGGGAGGUACAGAUCCUGCCAAUGAGUUACCCAUACUUUGGAUAUUUCCAUACUUCUUUGAGUCACGCAUUCUUGAAUUUUUUCCAAAUUUCAGUAUGCUGGAUUAUCAGGUGGACUAUGACAAUCAUGCCCUUUAUAAGCAUGGAAAGACAGGUCGUAAGCAGUCUCCAGUUCGUAUUUUGACCAACGUUUCACCACAUUUGAUAGUGCUUCCUGUAGAAGAAGGGUACAGGUUUUGCUCCAUCUGUCAGCGGUAUGUUAGUUUAAACAAUCAACACUGUGAGAUCUGCAAUUCAUGCACAUCAAAAGAUGGGAGACGAUGGACACAUUGUUCCCUUUGCGAAAAAUGUGUAAAACCUUCUUGGGUUCACUGCAGCAUUUGUGAUCGCUGUGCUUUUCCAAGUCACUCUUGUGAGAAUGUUGAGGCUGGAUGUUUUAUUUGUGGAGCAACUGACCACAAACGCACCACCUGCCCUAAUCGACAUGUGGCCAGGAGAGCUUACCAAGGUGAUAAAAAGCCAAGGCAAAAGAAGAAGGUAAAUGUGAACACUAUAAAAAUAUGUGGAAAGAAAGCAGGAAUGGCAAGGCAGAAACAGAGAAAGAACAAGAAAUAAAGAUCUGUAUAAUUUAUCUGACACCAUCAUGAUUACACCAUAUCUUUGUUCAGUUUGUCCAAAUUCUACUUUGGGUAUUGAAAAUCUGACUGAAUUGGAGACCAUAUUUUGGAAUUCUGUAAAUGUCACCAAAACAGGUCUCCCAAACUCUUGCUAAUGUGCUGAAUGUAUGUGAAAAGUCAAUCAGUAGUGUAAUCUAUUCAGUAUACUAUAGAUGUGCUUUCAAGAAUGCAAAAAACUUGUAACUGAACCAUGUGACAACUUAUAAAUGUUAAUAUAUUUUUGUAUUAAAAACCUGACAAAACCCA